AUGCGGACGGCAAAUCUCAUAUCCUUGGCCUUGUCCAUCGCGUCACUCGCAUUACCCAGUCAAGCCAUCGAACUCGACCUCAGCGAUGAAGCAAGCAUCAAAUCCGCCGCCUCGACCGUCGCUUACGGCAUGAUGAAAUACUACCACGGCAACGAAACCGGCCAAACCAUCGGCCUCCUCCCCUGGCCCUACUACUGGUGGCACGCCGGCGCCGUCUUCGGCUCCAUGGUCGACUACUGGUACUACACUGGCGACACCUCGUACAACGCCAUCACCUCGCAAGCCCUGAUCUUCCAGGCCGGCCCGGACGCAGAUUACAUGCCCGAAAACCAGACCAAGUCCGAGGGAAACGACGACCAAGCUUUCUGGGGUAUGGCCGCCAUGUCUGCCGCCGAAGUCAACUUUCCAAACCCCGAAAAGGGAAAACCGCAAUGGUUGGCGCUUGCCCAAGCGACUUUUAAUUCUCAAGCGCUGAGAUGGGACACCAAGACUUGCGAUGGCGGCUUGCGCUGGCAAAUCUUUACCUUCAACAACGGCUACAACUACAAAAACUCCAUCUCCAACGGUGGAUUCUUCAAUCUGGGUGCGAGACUGGCAAUGUAUACCGGCAACACCACUUAUUCAGACUGGGCUACCAAAACCUGGGACUGGAUGCAAGAAGUCGGGCUCAUGACUGAUGAUUACUAUGUCUAUGAUGGCAGUGACACGACCACCAACUGCAGCGAUCCCAGCAAGAUCCAAUGGACAUACAAUGCAGGUAUUUUCUUGCUGGGCGCGGCGACAAUGUGGAAUAUCACCGGCGAAGAGAUUUGGAGAGAACGUACUAUGGGCUUGUGGAAUGCCACGCACGUCUUUUUCACAGAUGACAAGGUCAUGUACGAAGUCGCCUGCGAACCCGGCGGUAACUGCAAUGUCGAUCAACANCACGUAAGUGUUCCCUUUGCCCCUACCAUUCUCACUUUGCAUGAUACUGACGCAAGACGUAGAUUCAAAGCCUACCUCGCCCGCUGGAUGGCCGCCUCCACAAAGGUCGCGCCCUUCCUCUCUGCCCUGGUCCAACCCUACCUCGCGGCCUCCGCUACCGCAGCAGCAGCCUCCUGCUCCGGCGGCACCGACGGCGUCACCUGCGGCACAAAAUGGUUCUCCAACACCUCGAACCCCACCGUAACCUGGGACAACACCUGGGGUUGCAAGGACCUCUAA
Messenger RNA from Aureobasidium vineae, 1203 nucleotides. NCBI's taxonomy places the organism in Eukaryota, Fungi, Ascomycota, Dothideomycetes, Dothideales, Saccotheciaceae. The record is from the annotation of a GenBank genome assembly.